Messenger RNA from Drosophila suzukii, 841 nucleotides. It is a transcript of the gene PQBP1, whose product is annotated as poly-glutamine tract binding protein 1. Gene Ontology annotation, molecular function: protein binding. Lineage: Eukaryota; Metazoa; Arthropoda; Insecta; Diptera; Drosophilidae. The record is from RefSeq and is a predicted model, not a curated record.
UCUUAUAAAUGUUGUAGAUUUAUUUUAUCAAAACGUAAACAAUACCCGGAUUUAAUAAUAAAGAUGAGCUUACCGGCAGCUUUGUUGCAGCGGCAAAAGCGAGGACUUGUGAGCAAACAAUCGGGAACCACACCAAUAUCGGAAGCUAUAGAAGAUAUAGCCGAAAACUACGACGAUGAUGACAAGAGUGGCCCAUAUCCAUAUAAGGAGGACACCGCACCGGAACCCAAACGCAGGAGCACGGAGGAGCUUUGGUCGCACCGCAUCAAGGAGCGGAUUGGCGUGAAUGAGUCCUAUCACGGAUAUAAGUUGUGCCCCAACAAGUACAACAUAUACCACAAGUGCUCGCUGUACUGCGUGAAUAAGUUCAACAGCUCCCCGCUUUCGCACUCCCAACCAAGUCACAAGUAUCUGAAGCGCUACAAGAGACUGCUGCGAAAGUAUCCCCUGGAGGCGGGAUGGAAGGACAUAUACGACAAGGGCUGCAAGGCCUAUUACUUUUAUAAUUCGAACACUCAAACUGUCUCCUGGCUCCCGCCAUCCCAUCCCAAAGCCCGGAUUACAAACAGUGCCGCCGUAUUUCGCCGGCAACUGGCCAAUUCCAACGAUGAGUUCAAUUUCGACUCCAGCAACUUGGUGCUGCCCAAAUCUUCUGGCCUAAAUGAACUCGAUGAGGAUGAUAACGCAUUCAGUUCUUCUGUUUUCGUUCCCCACAAGAAGCAAAAGUCAAGGGACUUGGAUCGCAAACUUCAGCGGCGACGACGUAAUGAUAAUUAGCAGCACUUUUAAAUGAAGUAUUCUCCUGUUCAAAAUAAAAGAAUAACUGGAAUACAACAUCAUU